Molecule: messenger RNA, 678 nt
Organism: Metarhizium acridum CQMa 102
Lineage: Eukaryota; Fungi; Ascomycota; Sordariomycetes; Hypocreales; Clavicipitaceae
Source: RefSeq, a predicted model, not a curated record
AUGGCAUCCUCACGUCAAGACUGGGAGAAGCGCAUCUCGGACCUCAUCAACGAAGCCAAAAAGCACCAAGAGGCGUACUCUGAGCAAGUGGGAUAUUUUCAGCUGCAGAUUCACCCCUCCGUCUACUCUCCAAAAUACUUCCCCGAAACGCUAUGGUACGGCCAGAACCUCCCUUCCAUCGUCAAGGGAGGAUCCUUUCUCGAAAUCGGCGUCGGCUCCGGACUCAUUUCCCUUCAUCUUGCUGCAUCCGGAUCCAAGGUCGUCGGUGCCGAUAUAAAUCCCUUUGCGGUCGAGACGACACAGCAGAACUUUUCACGCAAUCAGCAAGAAGGAACUUUCAUCGUCAGCGACAUCUUCGACAAGAUUGACGGAAGGUUUGACUUCAUCUUCUGGAACCACCCCUGGCAAAUUGAUGCUAGUGUCCCAGACGAACUCAAGACGGAAAAGACAUUCGAUUUGGGAUAUCAGCUAUUACAGAGAUUUGUCGCAGAGAGUGCUAAUUACCUGACUGAAAAUGGGAAGGUCUUGUUGGGGACUAGUUCUUUUGCUGAUUUAGAAGCCAUUCGGUCGAUAGUAGGCAAGGGGAACGAAUCUCUUGAGAUAGUUCGGACAGGGCUUGGACAUCUAGGUCGCGGUGUCACUGAAGAAUAUUACAUUGUUCAGAUACAACAAAGCUAG